AUCAAACCCCGGCCUCCACUUUAUCCUGCUUCGAUCUCCUUUCUCUUACUUUGGGCAUUUUACGACCUACAUACAUAUGUCUCUAACUGGGUUUCUUUAAACAUAUUUCCUUGGUUGAGCAAAAAAACGUUGUAUUGUAUUCGGGGAAAUACGGCAUAGACCCUAUCUGUCGGCAAUCAUGAGUGACGCUCUUUGUGGACCAUCGAACGCGCUGCAGAAUUUCCAGAAGCAUGCCUCUGUUGACCGGACACUGCAGCAGGACAGGCUGAUAUCGCGCCAAUCGCCCUCACGUGGUUUCCGCUCUCAGAACCCCAGUGAAGGAAUACUAGACCCGGAAUUUGCUGCUUUUGAGUCAAGCAAUUCUGCUGGAGCUCCACUACCCGACGCUCAACAUGGAGGUCAUUUUAUCGCGCCAGCACCACAAAUGCCCAUGCCUCAUCCCGCGGAAGCUCCGAACUGGGCAGCGGAUUUCCAGAAUCUUCGCAUCUCAGCAUCGCCGCAACCUAUACAUCUUCAACCCGGACCAUCUGCAGCCCCCAUGUCAACAGCUCCACAGCAGGCUUGGAAUAGUGAGUUCAUGAGGCAGCAUCAGCAGCAACCAUCUGUGCUGCAACAGAACCAACCGUUUAGCCAAAGAUUUCAGCCAUCCUUUACACCGAGCUAUGCCAUGAAUAGUUCGACAAUGGGUAAUUAUGUGCCUGCACAAGAAGCUGUAGCCGGCAAAACCUCGGCGGUGGACGCAUUUGAUGAAUCUGCUUUCGAAGCUGCAUUCGAGCAAGCCAAAGCAGAUAUGACAUCUCAGUUUGAAGCUUCAGCAGUCGAUACAGACGUUGGUGAGGUCAACUUGGAUAACAAGAGCUCUCCCGAAGAGAUAUCAUUGCAGCCAACAGACCAGGAGACAAUACGAAUUGGAUCGGACACGAUCCCACAAGUCGAUAGGGACGAUCCUCAAAUGGCAGCAAAUGACGCAGACGAGCUUGCCCGGACCGCGGGACAUCUAUUGAAUAGCGUCAGCCAUGAGACCAAUCAGAAGUUCCGAGAAAGCAAUUUCUUAGCAUUGAUGCGGCGCAUUCGGGACCGUGAGGUUCAGGUUGAAGGGGAUGAAUUUCGCGAAACCGCACAGUCUCUACAUCCCGGUGGCGAAUAUUACCCGGAGGGCAAGCGGCAGCAGGAACUUGAGGAAAAGCGAUCUUGGAAGCCUAUCGGGCAAUCUGAUUACGUUCAUGUUGCAUCCAACGAAAAUAGUAUCGAUUCAGAACGUCUGGCAGCUCGCGGAGCAAGCAAUGCGGAUACAGAUUUACCCAAUACCGCACCCACCAGCAGUUCCCAACUUGGAAAUGCGGCCUAUGAUUCACUCUAUGCAAGCUGGAAUCAUGGAGAUCGGUGGGCUUAGAUGAAUUCUGUCUUUAUGCUUAUACCCAAUAGUUUGGUGUUUGUAAGUCAGCGCGAGCGGUGUUUACUUAUUGCAUAGACAAUUGCAAUUGCAUAGAAUAUUUACCAUUACACAGACAGUUCUGAAUUGUGGUGCAUGCUAUUGAUGGUUAACAGUGCACGUGAUCCCUAUUCAUGAGCAAGAACAAUCGGAGCUUCUCAAUAAUAAGCAAUUGAAGACCUUGAUUUGAUUGUUGCCAGCCACUCGCCUAUUGAGAUGGGCUGGGCUCAUUCUAAUUCUACUGUUAUUUUUCUAUUUUCCUUUUUUCCUGUUACCAUUGUUUUGCUAAGCACACCACCUUUUGAGCCUGGCAAGGAUCAUCCAUGGAUGUUGCACACAUAUAUAUAGCCAGCUACCUAUCUCCGUUUAUCUAGAGUGAUAAUUUCCAUGGUUACCCUGAC
Messenger RNA from Aspergillus versicolor CBS 583.65, 1833 nucleotides. RefSeq names its product protein pex20 (gene pex20). Gene Ontology annotation, cellular component: cytosol; peroxisomal membrane. The record is from RefSeq and is a predicted model, not a curated record. The coding region runs from base 179 to 1393 and encodes 404 amino acids. Gene Ontology annotation, biological process: protein import into peroxisome matrix, docking. The transcript has 4 exons. Lineage: Eukaryota; Fungi; Ascomycota; Eurotiomycetes; Eurotiales; Aspergillaceae.